CUAAGCACAUGGACUGCAAACUGGAAGACCUUGCCGCUAAGACAGAGCCCCACGUCCUGCAGGAACCAGAUGGCCUCGUCUGGGACCUGGACGAGGAGGGCAUCUCAGAAAGCUUUGGGCUCCUGCAGAUUGAUGUGGAGUGUGACCUGCAGAAGGGAGAGGCCCUGCCCACAGACAGUGCACCCUGGUGUUCGAAAAAUGUCCAGAGAAAACAGAGACACUGGGAAAAGGUACUGGCAGCAAAGAAGAGCAAAAGGAAGCAAGAAAAGGAAAGGAGAAAAGCCGGUCGUAGAGAAAAUCCAGGCAUCUGCCCCCAGCACAGCAAACGUUUUCUGAGAGCUUUAGCCAAGGAGAGACUUUUGGAAGCUAAACUUUCAGGACCAAGACUCUGUAUUGAUUUGAGUAUGACCCACCACAUGUCACAGAAGGAACUAAGCAGACUUGCUGGCCAGAUCCGAAGGGUGUACGGUUCAAAUAAGAAAGCUGAUAAACCAUUUUGGAUCUGCCUCACAGGAUUCACAACAGACAGUCCCCUGUAUGAAGAGUGUCUGAGGAUGAAUGAUGGCUUUUCUAGUUACCUGCUGGACAGAACAGAAGAAGACUGCUUUAGUGUAUUUCCGCUGGACACCCUGGUAUACCUGACUUCUGACUCCGAACACGCUCUUGAAGAUGUUGAUCCAAAUAAAGUUUACAUCCUUGGUGGACUUGUGGAUGAAAGCAUUCAGAAGAAAGUGACAUUUCAAAAAGCCCAAGAACACUCGGUCAAAACUGCUCGCUUGCCAAUCCAGGAAUACAUGGUCAGAUGCCAGAAUGAGAAAAACUAUCAUUCAGAAAUACUGGCAAUCAAUCAAGUAUUUGACAUCCUGUCCACAUACUUUGAGACUCAAAACUGGCCUGAAGCAUUGAAGAAAGGCGUUUCUCCCCGUAAAGGCUAUGUUCUUCAAAACGCAACGGAAUGAUAGGCAGCAAAGAUCACAGCUGUAGAUGGAAAGGUGCCAGAGGAGCCUUGACCAAAGAGCCCAGCAGAGAGUGACAAUGGCUCGUACCUGCCUUUACAUGGUAUUCUGGCUCUCCACUAGGCUGUAAAUUACAAAUAACAGGGAUCACAUUUAUGUUCUUUUGUAUCUUCCAUAGUGCCUAGCUCACAGGAAGUGCCCAGAUAUAUGAUGACAAAGUAAAAAGUUUACAGAACAAGGAAUGAUUCUCUAUGUGUUAAUCUUUUGUACACCUAUUUAUGAAUAAUCUACUACUCCUUAUAAAAAGAUGAUUUAAAUGAUAUAAGAAAUAAAAUUUUCACUAACUAUC
This is a messenger RNA of Sorex fumeus (smoky shrew), 1305 nucleotides long. RefSeq names its product tRNA methyltransferase 10B (gene TRMT10B). Gene Ontology annotation, cellular component: nucleoplasm; nucleus. The coding region runs from base 9 to 959 and encodes 316 amino acids. The record is from RefSeq and is a predicted model, not a curated record. NCBI's taxonomy places the organism in Eukaryota, Metazoa, Chordata, Mammalia, Eulipotyphla, Soricidae. Gene Ontology annotation, biological process: tRNA N1-guanine methylation. The transcript is spliced from 8 exons. Gene Ontology annotation, molecular function: tRNA binding.